Messenger RNA from Magallana angulata, 3866 nucleotides. RefSeq lists its product as uncharacterized. Gene Ontology annotation, molecular function: protein binding; ATP binding; protein serine/threonine kinase activity. Lineage: Eukaryota; Metazoa; Mollusca; Bivalvia; Ostreida; Ostreidae. Gene Ontology annotation, biological process: peptidyl-serine phosphorylation; autophagy; protein autophosphorylation. Gene Ontology annotation, cellular component: autophagosome; cytoplasm. The record is from RefSeq and is a predicted model, not a curated record. Bases 528 to 2744 code for a protein of 738 amino acids. The transcript is spliced from 3 exons.
CUACACUGUACAUCUAUUGCCAGGUAACACCUUAAUUGGUCACUUUAAAAACAGAGCAGAAGGAGCGAUAGUUUCUCUUUGUAUAGAAAAAAGUAAAUUUAACGUAACUUCCUCAUAGGAGUGCAACUGAUGAAAAUGACACGAAUCAAUGCACACAGCUGUUAAAUACCACUCCAUCAGUAGGUCAACAGGCUCAUUACGAAAUGUUAGCGUAAAUGCGUACGUAGCGUCCCAAUAAACCGGCGCAUUCAUACAAUAGAUGUAGACUAGCUGAAGUGCUCGCAACCUUGGGUUUACUCGUGCUACACAUUUUGACGCGUAACUGUGAGCUCAGCAGAUUCUUCCUUGAUUUGGGACAAUAUAUGGUGGAAUUGCGUACAUACCAUUGCAUUGUAGGUCAGGGAAAUAUCUCAGGAAUGUGGUGAUAACAGUACUUAUGUGACACGUGGCUUACUUAGUACAUUGCACAAUUACUUAUAGUACUGUGUCUCUGUGGAAUAAUGUGUAGAUGUAAUAGAUAAUCGAAAAUGGACUUCCUUCCGGAUUUUGUUCCGGUCGACAUUGAUCCUACUUCCGGGUUUCCGACUCUUCAUUUAUCUUACAUCAUGGAGAUCCUUAUUCCUCGGAGAUUCGUCGGACCGGAAAGGAUAAGGGACCAGGUUCAGAAAGUAUUCAACGGUAUCCAGGCGAUUGGAAAAGUUGAUAUGAAAAUAGUUCCAGUGGGAAGCAAAGCGGAAGGAUAUAACAUCCCGGAUGCUGUGUUUGCCGGCCAAGGGAGAAUAGUAUUUUUAUCAGACGUUGAUAUCAUCCUGGCUAACGACAAAAUUCAGGUAUGUGAAGACAGGGCUAAGAUGAAUGACGAAGUCUACAUGAUGCAUCUUGACACUAAUGGCGUUCACCCAGGCUAUGGCACGCUUCAGUUGAUCCGCAAACCUAAAGGUGACCAUUUCGCCGUCUUGUAUGACGAGAAAAUGGACGCCUACUACAUGAGUGGAACUAAGUACCAGACAGAGUUCCUAAACCAAGUGCUGGAGGGUUCAGAGGAAGAGAGGGAGAUGUACGAGUUACACGGCCCCGCGCUGCAGUACCAGGACAACAAACCUUUCACGUACGAUAGACGGAAGGAGAAAAUCGUCAACCCGUUUGAUCACAUUCAUGGUUUUCAUUGUGACGAUUGGCCGAGUGUAGCCAAUGAGUGGACGACACGACAUCGGUCUAACGGGUGGCUGAGUCCUGAGCUAGUCCAAAGAAUCGUUUCCAAGGGAUGCUACCUGGUUCCUGUACCGCACAAACGAAGCAAGAACCCGGAUGUCGAAUGGCGAAUUUCGUUUGCAGAGUCUGAGCAGAUGGUGGCCGAGUAUGCAGUAACUAACGCACAGCGGCAGUGUUUCAUUUUCUUCAAAUUGUUAAGAUAUCAAAUACAGCAGGAGACUUCUAAGAAAUUGCUCUCUUCCUACUGCCUAAAGAACGUCUUCCUGUUUUGUUGCGAGCAACUUCCUGUUGCUGCUUGGGACGUUAAUCCGGGUCAUUGUCUCCUACACAUGCUGGACUGUGUACAAACUUGCUUGCAACAAGGCGAACUGCCUAACUAUUUCAUUCCAAAUAAUAACCUUUUAGAUCUGUUUGCCGACGAAGAUAUCAACACUUCAAUUGUAUUACUUGACGUAAUGAGAAGUGACGUCAUUUCACUCGUAUUGAAUUUCACGGACAACCAUGUCUUGGUCUAUGAAGGCAAUGGUUGCUUGACGACCAAAGUUGUCUUUAGGUCUGUCAUUGCGUCCGUGUUGGAAGAUGUCCCGACCUACAUUAAGACAAGGAACGUAGUGAACUCUCUAACAGGUGCUUUCCUGAGGACCCAGUGUGACAUCGCUGUGAUUAGGCUGAGGGACGGUCGCUCACCCUUUGAGUAUCACAAAGCCUUCAUGGACUGCUUUUUGAGCUCGCACCUGCAUGAUAUUCAUAUCAUUGACUUGUUCAACCUUAUUGGGGUGAAUCUUGGCGACACUGUUGCAUCAUUGAAAUAUUUUGAAUUGCUUCUACAGCUUCAAAAUGUCUAUCCGGAUGUUGUAAAAGUGAAAGGAAACUUAGCGUGUAUGUAUUUUACUGCAUCACAGCUACUGAAAUCGAUUUCUGGGGAACAACUCGGCAGGGCAGCUGAACUUUACAAAGAAGUCCUUGCUCACGAGGGCGUGCAUUUCCCUACAACCAUAGAUUAUUCAAAUUAUCUAUGUCACGCGCAAAAAUGGCGGGAAGCGGGACUACUUUUGGAACAGUUUGUUCGGUUCGAGCGAAAGUGUCACAAAUGUAGUAACAGUUAUAACAGUUUGGAGAGUGUAACCCUGGACCCGGUGCUGCAGAAAGAGUUUGCUCACACAAACCUCCUCCAUUUGUCGUCUCUGUCUCUAGCUUAUUACUAUCUGAUCAAAGCGUACACCAAUUUACACUUGGACUUUUCAGACCAUCUAUAUGAAUUCGAUCAGCACUGCGCCAGCAUACAGUGCGCCGUAGACUUUCAACUUCUGGGCUACUGUUACGUUAAUGGCAAAAAUUAUCCGAAUGCUUUGAAAUCGUUUCUUAAAGCCCUUGAAGUAGAUCCGAGUAACGAUGUGGCCGCGCAAAACGUGGACUUCUGUGAAGAAAAGCUUGCUAAAGAAAAGAUUCAGAAUGGGAGCAAAUGGCUGUCCAAAGGACUGGUGUUUGUCCUAAGGAUUGUGGAGAUGAUUGUUAGAAACAAUCUAAUAUAAAAAAGAUUAAACAGAUUAAAAUCACGAUAAAUUACGCCCUGGAUUUUAAUUUUAGAAAUUAAUUUACUGUGAAAUCGUUUGAUGAUGAACUGCAAAUGUCAAAUAAUUCAUAUAGUCAUUAAAACCCAUUGUCUUUCUUCGAAUUAUUUAGCCUAUAUAUGUACCUUUUUAGAAGUUAUGCACUAGGUUCGUGUGUAUUGAUUGCUAACUGCGUUGUUUAUGUCUUUCUAUCGAGGUUCAUUGUCUUUAUCUGUUCAGAUUUUAGAGUGAGAUACCCCACCAAUGCGACGUCAUUACCCGGGUUUGUAGAUCAAACAUUCAACGUGAAUUUUACGAUAACACAAAUACAUUUGUAUAAAGUGGAUCGUUUUAAAAUUCUAAUCCAAUUUGUGCUUGUAUUUCAAUCUCAUGUCUAUAGAAAUGAACAUGCGUCGAUUUUAUAAUAGCCCUUUACCCAAUUCACCAUUCCCGGGCUUUAUUAGUGAUCGCAAUGUGUAAAAUUGAUUAAUUAUUUGACGAAGUGUUUCUCGAUCUGUCAAAAACUGCGCACGAAUGAAAGAAAAUAAUCAGAAAAGAUUGCAAUUUGGACUAGUGAUAUCGACGUAAGAUUGCAUUCAAUGGGCGCUUUACUGUAGGCCUUUUUACAGCGUAUGUAAAGCGUCGUUGCUCCCCAUGCACAUCGUAUUUUUGAUCUACGCAAUUUGUGGAUGUUUCUUGAUAGUUUUCGGAUAAUCCUAUUCGAUAGUAAAUCAAGUGAUCUUUUUGAAUUGCAUGCAUACCCACUCGGCGCAUCCAGGGUUAGAACUGAUUGGUGUUGUAAAAGGUAAUAUGUCGCUUUUUGAACGGUGAACAGUCGACAUUAACUCUCCGACAGGGGUUUAUAACGCUGAAGUGGCUGUUUUUGUUUUGAAGGGCCAAAACCAAGUUCAAUACGUUGAUUGAGUUUGAUACAAGGAAGCUAACAGGUAACGGGUUGGAUUAAAGUUACCGUCAGCGACCACUGCAGGUGUUAUAACUAAUAGAACUCGAAAUAGGAACGGUGAGGAUUAAACGUGGAAUCGGCUGUCAGUUUGGUUCCUUGCCUACAGACCAGUAUAUUUGGGGAUGAUUCAAAACUGACAU